AUACAUUUAAGUGGUAUCAGUAUGUUGUAACUAAUUCCCAAUAAAAAUUGUUUAAAUUGGUAGGUCCUGUGAACACAAGCUGCCACAACAUUGUAGAAGAAAAUUACUGCCUCUAAGUGCAUAUUUUUCCAACCUUAAUUCUGCACCGGAUUGUUUUCUUGUUAGGAUAUGGUUAAAAUUUUAGCAUAUAUCUGCUUAGUGACCAUCAUUUCUGAAGCAGGAAUGAGAUAUGAUUAAACUGUUGGCUUCUAGUGGGGUGGAGGUUCUUUCUUGACUAUCAUGCAGUGUUCAAGUGCACUAAUUCCUCUUGAUUUGAUGUUUUUUUCCCCAGUGCUGAGUGAUGGCAAAAGGUCGAAUAUGGGCAACAGCAGAAGAUUUAGCAAGGAAUAGGGGUCGAGUCCUCUCUCUUUACCGACAACUAUUGCGAAGCCUCAACUCUCCUAAGUUGCCACUCAAUUUAGCAGCAAGACUGGCUAAGAAGGCUGAAGUCCGCACUAUUUUCAUGGUGGCUUCUGAAGAAAGAUCCCUGCACAAUAUUGAGGACCUCAUUGACACUGCUGAAUACUCUCUUUCCCUUUUGAAAGAAGGCAAGAUCCCCAAACAUAUCCAAUAAUUGUUUGGUAACUCUUCACUGGCUCUGUUCACUGGCUCUGUUCAAUAUAUUUUUAUGCUCAACCAGUCUUCUGUAUGGAUUGGAGAUGGAGAUUGGCCUUCUGCAUUUUGCCCUAAUGGUGGAUGACUUUAGUGAAAGAAAAACUCUUCUUUUGUAAAAAUAUUUUUGUAGCCUCAAACCUUCAAUUUGUUACUUUUAUAGUCCCUCAAUUUAACAGGGGCGUAAACUGUAGGUCUAGAUGUUUCCGCCACAAUUUUAAGGGUGCUGCUAUAUUAAGUAACGAAAAACUUAGUUGAGUUGGUAUUUGCUAACGGUAAAAUUUUGAUUUGGUAUAAAUGUUACAUUUGCAU
Messenger RNA from Rubroshorea leprosula, 963 nucleotides. Lineage: Eukaryota; Viridiplantae; Streptophyta; Magnoliopsida; Malvales; Dipterocarpaceae. The record is from the annotation of a GenBank genome assembly.